AUGAUGUCCCAAGCCCGCAACUUCUUUCAACGUUUCCCACCAGCAGAAUGCCUUGCGCUGCUAAUCGCGACUCUCGAGCUCGUCCCGUUCGGGAUUGCAGGUCUUAAUAAUCCGAUAGCAUUCGCAGAUGGUUUCGGCCUGCCUCUUCUACCUAGCUCUAGCACACCCUCGAGUACAUCAAAACAAAGCGCAGAUGAACCAUUCACAGGAUCUACAACGCAGUCCUCAUCAAUGACCCUCACCCCGUCCGAAGAAGAUCAGAAGACAAAGAAGGCAUUGGUGGCCGCGAUCGCAGCGCGCAAUGUACAGAAUGGCAUUUUGCUGUUCACUUUUGGUCUCGUAUUAAGAGAUCGGAGAAGUCUGGGUGUGACUGUCGCGGCGGGUCUGAUCACCACACUUGCUGAUGCGGUGAUCGUCAAUGCUUACGGCGCGAAGAACAAAAUUGCGGGUCAUUAUGUCGGAGUGUUCAACAGCCUUGCAAUUGGAGGAAGCUUGCUUUACUGGGGACGCCACGACCCCCUCUGGUAA
Didymella exigua CBS 183.55 is the source of this 528-nucleotide messenger RNA. RefSeq lists its product as uncharacterized. The transcript has a single exon. The record is from RefSeq and is a predicted model, not a curated record. The coding region runs from base 1 to 528 and encodes 175 amino acids. NCBI's taxonomy places the organism in Eukaryota, Fungi, Ascomycota, Dothideomycetes, Pleosporales, Didymellaceae.